AUGUCGGCCCCUAAGGAUUGUGAAUAUGAGUCGCAUCAAAAAACUCAAGAAACAUUGGCUCACCGACGAGCGGAAGCAACACCGACGCUGACUGAUGACUUGAUUGAAAUCAGUUGGAUUGAGGACAUUGGCAGCGUUCCAAUAUCGCAGCGUUCUUCGGGCGCUGUCAUUACUACAGUACAAAUUGACAAUAGCGAGUGCUGCAAAAGUGAGCUAGUAAGAUGCCAGCAUCAAAAAAUUCAAGAAACACAGGGAACUCAUCGUGAUGACCACUCUAUUGGACUGAGUCGGACUGAUGAUAUCGACUUAAAUGCUGCAACGUUACCAAUAUCGGAGGCGAAUACUGUCGCUGUGGAAAAUAUGAGCGGUCAAAGUGGAACGUCAAGAUUGGAGCAUGACAAGGUUGGCACACCCGCUGAAAAUGAACAACAUAAUUUUGUUAAAGCGAAUAUGAGUGAAGAAACCGAUGACUAUGACGAAGAGGUGUUUCAAAGUUGCAUGGAAAGUGACGAUCUGGAGAUUGUCGACUAUUCGUCCGGGGUACUUAUUAUCCGCUUUAAAAUUAGUUGUAGAAUCAUAUUGUGUUUGGUUAUAAGUUGA
Bradysia coprophila is the source of this 600-nucleotide messenger RNA. RefSeq lists its product as uncharacterized. NCBI's taxonomy places the organism in Eukaryota, Metazoa, Arthropoda, Insecta, Diptera, Sciaridae. The record is from RefSeq and is a predicted model, not a curated record.